Molecule: messenger RNA, 1233 nt
Organism: Mesocestoides corti
Lineage: Eukaryota; Metazoa; Platyhelminthes; Cestoda; Cyclophyllidea; Mesocestoididae
Source: the annotation of a GenBank genome assembly
UCUCAAACAAGCGCUGGUGAAGCUAUCUUCGUGCUGGCGGCCAAGAAUUUUCUCCCUCUGAGUACCCGAAUGGCUCUCGUCGAAAAGGUUCCAUCGAUGAAGCUUGAGCGAUGCUUUGAGGAUGAUGAAUGCGUGCGAGAUUGCAUCCUUAGCUGGCCCAUACACUGCACAAACCUCAUUUUCUUUGAAGAACGUCAAGACGUUUUUGGUCUUUUUGAAGAUCCACAGGAUAUGCUAGAAAAAGACGGUAGCAACAGAUUGCCACCCUUUAAAGACUAUUUGUACAUUCUUCACCCGGGUAACAAGUGGAAACGGCGAUACUGCGUUCUUCGGAGUUCCGGCCUGUACGCUUCUAAAAAGCGAGGUUCUGGUAUGGGCCCUCGGCUUCUGCACAACUAUCGCCAGCGCCUGGCUGCCUGUGAGAUGAAUCACCAGAGCUCCACUGACCGCAUGGAUGCAGACAAAGCACGAAUUCCAGGAGGAGGCAACUCUGCAACAGUCGUCGAUGAGGUCAGGCAUCCGCACUCGCUAGUGGGUCAACGUGGGAUCACACACCAGCGCUCGGACCGCCGGGCAGUGGAUCGGGCAUGCUCCGUUUCGCGCGUCGCCCACCGACAGGGCGGCCUGGGCUGCAGCCGGGCGUCGCUCGGCCCAUCUGGAGGGCUGGGUGCGAGUGUGGGCGAUCUCGGAUACGUUUCAGGUAAGCUCUCCGUCAACAACUUGGAAGAAGAAGUGAUGUUGGCCGCCCUUCGAGCAUCGGGGAACUUUGUCCUAGUGGUCUGUCAGUUACGAUUUCUAGCACUCAAAGCCUCAAUUCAAGCCACCAUUUCAGCUCUCUCUUCAAUCCACUUCGGUGGUCUCGUCGAAUCGUCAACGGCGCAACAACAGAGCCGGAAACGCAACAAAAAAACACUACACGAAAAGGUCCGGCUGCACGGCGAUGCAACCGAUCCACGGGAAACCUCCAUCGACCACUUUCCAUGUCGCCCUCCUCGUCGGUGUUCUUCCUGUCUCAAGAGCGAGAAGUUGGCUCUCAAACCUCUUCAGCAGAACACCAGCAACGAGAAUUCACGGCGCCAUUACCACAGCCGACUCAUCAAAUACACCAAUUCGCCGUCGUACGGCCUCAACUUUUGCCCCCCCAGUUUUCACCGAUUGUCUUAUAAGAAUUACUUUCUUAUCCUCUCCUCCUACAACAUAAAAAGAAAUUAUGUUGUAAAAGCAAGGUAUUAA